CUGCAUGCCGGGAGUCGUAGUCCUUCCCUCAGGAAGGCGACAAGGCGGAGGCAGGGCUGCUUUCUUCUCUCGGAGCUCUUCUUCCCGGCCGGGCAAGAGGCUCGGAGGCGGCAGCGGCAAAAUGGCACGUCAGGGCAGCCGAGGAGGCGGCGAGAGCAAGAAAAUGAGCUCGGAGCUCUUCACUUUGACGUAUGGGGCUUUGGUCACUCAGCUGUGUAAGGACUACGAGAAUGAUGAAGAUGUCAACAAGCAGCUUGACAAAAUGGGCUACAACAUAGGUGUUCGGCUUGUGGAAGACUUUCUAGCACGAUCCAAUGUUGGGAGGUGCCAUGACUUUCGAGAAACGGCAGAUGUAAUUGCAAAGGUAGCAUUUAAAAUGUACUUGGGUAUCACACCAAGCAUCACAAACUGGAGUCCGGCAGGUGACGAAUUCUCCCUUAUCUUGGAAAACAAUCCACUGGUGGAUUUUGUGGAAUUGCCAGACAACCAUUCCUCUCUUAUUUACUCUAACCUCUUAUGUGGGGUGCUACGGGGAGCCCUGGAAAUGGUACAGAUGGCUGUGGAUGUCAGAUUUCUCCUGGACACCUUGAAAGGGGAUGGAGUCACAGAAAUAAGGAUGAAAUUUAUCAGGCGGAUCGAAGACAACCUCCCGGUUGGAGAGGAGUGAGUCUUGAGCAGCCUCCAUAUGGACUGGAAGGGAUGAAGUAUCUGAACCUGAGCUUUAUUAGCAUAUAGUACCCUUGUGUACUUUGAGACACUGACUGGUUAAGACGUCAAUUCGUUUGAAUUUUUCUGUUUUAUUUCCACAGAUUUCUAUUAAAAGCUUUUGUAGGAUGUAGAACACUUUUCAUAUUCAUCAGAAACACCAGGCACCCUUUCCUUGUGACCAGGCUUAGCUCCAUGCAGAAAUACAGGAUAUUAAAAACUCUGUUAAUUUUGAACAUUGGAAUAAUUCUAGAUGCCGCUUUUGUUCUGCAGCAGGUGAAGAAUUCCAGCAUUAUGACCUCUGCUUUUCCUGUUCAGUUCAGUUCAGGAAGCCAUUCCUGAUAGCAAAGAAUUCAUUUUAGGAUUUGGAAGAAUUGAGAGCUCCUAACGGAUCUGGACUUGUUCUUUUAGUUCUGCCAUUCAGCCAAACACCUAAAUUCAUGUUGAAACAAGAGUCGGAUCCAUUUUGACAGUCCUGAGGGAAGUAUAUGUCAUUAAAACUCCACAGAAUCCCAGUUGGGUUGGGCAUUCCCAGUUUCGUCUUUUGUCUUCCUAGUUGGUUGGCCGAAAUAGUUUUAAUGAACCGAUGAUGUCGGGCUCAAGUUUCAAAUGUUUAUAUAAUGUCAGAAAAAUGAUACUCACUCUGAGGGCCUCUUCUUUACCACAUGUUCGGUUCCAGUAACUAAUUGAAGAGAUGUUCAAACCAGCUUGUUUUCUAAAAGUUUUAGGCAAAGCGCGUUUCGAAAAUGUUGGCCGUUCGGCAUCCAUACUGAAAGGAUAGAGGUGGUAAUAGCCUGUUUCACGUGCAUUCAAGUUUUUCUUAAGAAACAAGGGCUCUCAAGAUUGCAGAAAGAAGGGUAUAAACAGCCUUGUGCGGUAGAUGGAAUCAGCGUACCAGAUGCUGAAUGAUUGAAAGGAAUUUGAAGUGAAUGUUCACUGAGUUUGUCAUCAUGUGUAUUUUAUGAGGGUCUAAGCUUCCUAUUGGGUAGAACAGCCAUUGUUGCAUUUCGCACUAAAUGGCAGAAAACCUCUGAAUUGAAGACCCCGUGGAGAAUGUAAGCAUUAAACAUAGAAAAUACCUGCCACACUUGAAAAGGCACAAGAGGCUUUUAGUGAUCUCUUAAAAAAAAUAAUGGAAUCCAUUAUCCCAGGCAGAGGUUGGUGAAAAGAGUGCAGUACUUCAUUCGUUAGAGAAAUUAAUUGGUGGUUGGGAGACUUUAUGAUUUAUUUGUGUGGGCAUCAACUGAAUGGUAUUUAUAAAAGCUGGCAAGGGGAGCUGUAAUUAUUCAAUGACUUGGUCUUGUAAAUAAUGCUCUGGGUAAUAGACCCAGCGGGAGAAUGAAAUGACUUGCCGCAUUGCCAGAAAAUGAAAAACCAAAGUUGCUUUCUCAAGACAGGGGGGACAUUUUUUAAGGAUAUCUUGAUCACAAUUUCCCAACGCUUUUCUGUAAUUUUUCUCAGUUGCAAAGAAAGUCCUAUGAUGUCGAGGCCUGAGUUUUAUCAGCUUUGUAGAAGUGUAGAGGCAAUAGAGAAGCAUGAUGUUAUUUUUUUUUUUUAAAUAUGUCGUGAAGGACGAAAAAUUGAGCGUUCCUGUUUCAGAGUCAUUCAUUCUGAUCGUCGGAGGAGUCUGGCACUGAGAAAAGCAUUUUUGUCCCUUUUGUGAUAGUUUCGACAGUUUUAAGAAAUUACAUUGCUCUACUGCUGAUUGGUAAAUAUUGAUUAGUUACCAUGCAAUUUACACCUUUUUAUUUGUGUAUGGGGUAUAUCUUAUGUGUUCCAUUUCUGAAGGUAUUGUUUUGAAGCUCUUAUAUUAAAGAAACUCUUAACAACU
Messenger RNA from Protobothrops mucrosquamatus (brown spotted pit viper), 2536 nucleotides. It is a transcript of the gene TRAPPC3, whose product is annotated as trafficking protein particle complex 3. The transcript has 5 exons. The record is from RefSeq and is a predicted model, not a curated record. The coding region runs from base 5 to 667 and encodes 220 amino acids. Gene Ontology annotation, cellular component: cytosol; TRAPP complex; cis-Golgi network membrane. Lineage: Eukaryota; Metazoa; Chordata; Lepidosauria; Squamata; Viperidae. Gene Ontology annotation, biological process: endoplasmic reticulum to Golgi vesicle-mediated transport; intra-Golgi vesicle-mediated transport.